Molecule: messenger RNA, 1848 nt
Organism: Penicillium daleae
Lineage: Eukaryota; Fungi; Ascomycota; Eurotiomycetes; Eurotiales; Aspergillaceae
Product: GMC family oxidoreductase
Exons: 5
Coding region: 1-1848 (615 amino acids)
Biological process (GO): secondary metabolite biosynthetic process
Molecular function (GO): oxidoreductase activity, acting on CH-OH group of donors; flavin adenine dinucleotide binding
Source: RefSeq, a predicted model, not a curated record
AUGUUGUUCUUGACGGUGCUGCGGCUACUUGCAUCAACCGUGUUUGCAGCCAUUUGUGGGUGGUCAUCAUUGCCUCUCUGCACUCGACUUGGCAAUGUCUUCAUGAUAUGGCCACCACCCCCAUGGGAUGCGACUUACGACUAUGUGGUCAUUGGAGGCGGUACAGCAGGCGUCACAGUGGCUUCGCGCCUGGCCCAAGAGGGAUUCCACGUUGCCCUUGUCGAGGCUGGAGGCUACUACGAGUGGUUGCAUCCACUCUCCAAAAUCCCGGGUGCGGCAACAAUUGGAAUUGGGGCUGACAUCUCCACGGCAUCCUCGGUGGACUGGAGGUUUGUUGCUGAGAAAGUCCCUGGAGCCAACUAUCGGAAUAUUCAUUAUCCUCGAGGGAAGUGCAUGGGAGGGUCAUCAGCGUUGAACUUUAUGAUAUAUCAACGUCCCUCCAAAGGCGCAAUGAAUCAAUGGGCCGAACUGGUGAACGAUCCCAGCUAUAAAUUCGACAACAUUUGGCCAUAUUUCAAACAGACUAUAACCUUCACUGCCCCAACCUCUCGAUCUGACAGUACCAGAACACCAUACAACGGGUCGGCCUUUGAGGAUUUUGGUGAGCCGCUGCAGGUUUCAUAUCCCCAGUAUGCAAUGCCUUUCUCCCGCUGGGUCCGCAGGGCGUUGACCGCAAUUGGCAUUCAAGAGGUUGAGGACUUCAACAGCGGUUCACUCAUGGGGCACCAGUUCUGCUCCAUGACCAUUCGUCCAACGGACGCAUCACGAAGUAGUUCGGAGACUGCCUUCCUUCAAUCUCCCCAGGAUUUGGAAACACUGUCUAUCUACGAGAAGACACUGGCGAAAAAGAUUUUAUUUGAUUGGGGAAAUCGAGCUCACGGUGUGAGAGUCCACGGGAUGUGGGAUUACACAUUAUGGGCCACCCGUGAAGUCAUUCUAUCUGCAGGGGCCUUUCAGUCUCCCCAGCUGCUGAUGUUGUCGGGAAUCGGCCCUGAAAGUGUCCUUCAAGAGCACGGGAUCAAGCCAAUUGUGACUCUAUCUGGAGUUGGGCAGAAUAUGUGGGAUCAUAUCUUUUUCGGUCCAUCCUAUCGGGUUGCUGUUGAUACAUUCUCUCGGAUGGCUCAGAAUCCAGCUCGACUGGCCAGUCAGGUGGCAACUUAUCUAUUCUCUCAUAAUGGGAUGUUGACGAACCCUUCGACGGACUAUCUCGCGUUUGAGAAGCUUCCGGACCGGUCAAGGUAUACACUGACUGACCAGGAAGAGGAAAUUCUCUCUUGGUUUCCCAAGGAUUGGCCCGAGAUUGAGUAUCUAGCAGCCUCUGCCUUUGUCGGAAAUUUCUCAAAUCCUUUUUUCCAGCAACCCCGUCAUGGUCAAUAUGCCUCCAUCAUUGCUAGCAUUGUUGCUCCAACAUCUCGUGGCAAUGUGACCCUUCGCUCUGGCAACGUGGCCGAUCUCCCAGUGAUCAAUCCAAAUUGGUUGGAUACAGAGAUAGAUCAAAAAUUGGCCGUGGCAGCAUAUAAACGGAUGCGCGACAUGUUUCGAACUUCAGCAAUGAAGCCUAUAUUGCAUGGGCCGGAGUACUUCCCAGGGCUUGAGUACCAAAGUGACGAGGAGAUCUUAGAGCUCAUUAAAAGCACGCUGAUGACUAUUUAUCAUGCAUCUUGCACAUGCAAGAUGGGCACUCGGAAUGAUAGCAUGGCUGUCGUCGAUCAUCAGGCGAGAGUUUUUGGUGUCACGGGGCUGCGGGUGGUGGAUGCGAGCGCAUUUCCAUUACUUCCACCUGGUCAUCCCCAGUCAGUGGUUUAUAUGCUUGCAGAGAAGAUCGCAGCCGACAUCAUCGGGUCAUAG